Messenger RNA from Paramecium pentaurelia, 1263 nucleotides. The record is from the annotation of a GenBank genome assembly. NCBI's taxonomy places the organism in Eukaryota, Ciliophora, Oligohymenophorea, Peniculida, Parameciidae.
AUGUUUACAAUAACUUAUCUUACCAAAACACUAAUCAUUAUGACACUAGUGAUUAAAUUGGUUACUUCAUAAACUCUGGAUGAAAUUAAAGCUUAAAUCAUUAACGAUUGGAAAAGUAUAGCUCUGGAAUUAGUUCCAAACUAUCAAGGUGAAACAGCAUAUCCAGAAUAUUAAAGAAGAUAAUGGAAUUUUACUUCAGAUUCUGGAUUCUCAACUUUAAUCGAAAAUUUCGAAGACAAAUCUGGGUCAAAUAGAAAAAUAUCUAUCUAAGGAUAAGGAGAAAUAGCAUUCUAAGGAGCAAGUGAUGUAAUCUCAGGGGCUUACUUGUGCUAAUUUAAUUUCAGUAAGAGUGCCAUUAUCACACUUCACACGGAUGAAUUUGUAACUGCUUUCAAUGGAGCAUAAUAAGGAUAGGAUGGUAUCACAUGGGUUAAAGAUAAACCUUAAGACGUAACCAAAUUGGCUGUUCCAGCUCUGGGUAAAUAAUCCAAUCAGUUUUUCUUGGCAUAUGAUCUUAUAUACAUCAGAGAUGAUUAUUUAUAUAUGGGAGAAGUGGAUGUAUUUGGAAAUGAAGCAACUUUAGAUAACCCACCAAAAGGAUUAUGUGCUCCUCUAAUCCCAUUCUCAGAUGAUGAAACUCCCCUAACCCUUGAUGAAUUGAAAGAAGCAAUUCUAGGAGGUGUUUGGUAGAGUCUUACAAAAGAAGUAAGACCAAGCAAGAACAAUCAAGGAAAAUUGAUCACAACUUUUUAGACAAGAAAAUUAACAUUUCUAUCAGAAUCGAAUUAUUCUUUGGUAUUAACCAGCUUUCCUGGCCCUGGUUAGACAUCCCCCUUCUUAGAAAUGGAAGUAAUUGGCCCAUUUGUUUGGGAAGAAGAUGCUUCUCAAGUUGUGGCAGGUGCAUACUUUGCCAAAUUCAGUAUGAGUUAAUUAUACAUUACACCUAUGAAUGAUGAAAUGGCUACCAACUUAAAUCAAGGAUUGCCUGAAGGAAUAGAACCAUUUAAAAAUGGUUAAAAGGCAAAUCUAACAGGAAAGGAAUUCCCAGCUUUAGGAAUGACAAGCGAUUCUCCUGAUUAUGAAAGUGAUAUGGUUUAUCAAAGAUAAAACCGUUUAUAUUUAUAAGCUCGACCAGUAGAUGGAGGAAUGCUUUAUCCAAAAGAAAGAAGAACCUAUAGCUUGUAGCGUGAUUUGAUUGAUCCAGAGAGAAGUUCAUUUAAUUUAUUUCUGUUAUUGAAUUUAAUAGUCAUACUAAUGUUAUGA